Molecule: messenger RNA, 798 nt
Organism: Hevea brasiliensis (rubber tree)
Lineage: Eukaryota; Viridiplantae; Streptophyta; Magnoliopsida; Malpighiales; Euphorbiaceae
Product: chloride conductance regulatory protein ICln
Exons: 4
Coding region: 112-426 (104 amino acids)
Biological process (GO): mRNA cis splicing, via spliceosome
Cellular component (GO): cytosol; spliceosomal complex
Source: RefSeq, a predicted model, not a curated record
UAAACCUCAAUAUUAUACGGGAACUUAGUGUAUGGUAGUAUUUCCGGGACUCCCUUUCUCUUCAGCUUUGUUAUAUCUCAAUAGGUAAAGUUUGGAAUUUGGAAACAGCGGAUGAAAGUAUUAUUCUCCAAAUCCAACUCAUUUAUGCUUGUUGAUUGUUUGCUUCAUUUACGGUCUCAAUAUAAACUGAUCGAGACAGAAGAUGACGGAGAUGAGUCAGAUAAUUCAGAUUCACAAAAUAAUGAAAUUUUGGACUUAUCAAAACUCACAGAGAUGGGGCUUGUCCCUUCAGGUCCCAGCCAAUUGGAUACUCGGUCUCAGAUAUUUUGUGAGUGUGCUGAGCUGAAUCCUGAACCAGUUGAUGGUGGGUGCUAUUUUGGUUAUCUCCAGUCCUGGACUUUUGCCUUACAACGUUUGCUUUGGUAAUUGAUGCUGAUUUGUUUGUGCUUUCUUUAGAGGAUGAAGAUGACCAGAACAAGUGGGUUUUUAGUGCUGAUCAGAUGGCAUAUGAUGUUGCAAGUAUGAGAUUGACCAAUCAACUUAUCUACCUAUUAUCUCACAUAUUACUUAUUGGUAUCACUAGAGUAAGAUUCUGGGUGGUGUUUCUCCCAAAAUCCUACUAGCUCAAUUGGUCAUUCAAACUGGGAUCAUGAUGUAGCCGGUAGAGUGCCUGAGGUAGGCCUGUGAAUGACUGCUUCACUCACAUCUUGAAAUGCCAACCAUGUUUAUUUGAUGUCUUGUACUGGUCUGGGACCUGUUUUAUAGCUGUGUUGUGCAAUACAAUAGUUUUACAUUUUC